Messenger RNA from Macadamia integrifolia, 3201 nucleotides. RefSeq names its product cryptochrome-2-like. Gene Ontology annotation, cellular component: cytoplasm; nucleus. Gene Ontology annotation, molecular function: blue light photoreceptor activity; FAD binding; DNA binding. The record is from RefSeq and is a predicted model, not a curated record. Lineage: Eukaryota; Viridiplantae; Streptophyta; Magnoliopsida; Proteales; Proteaceae. Gene Ontology annotation, biological process: blue light signaling pathway; circadian regulation of gene expression; entrainment of circadian clock by photoperiod.
AGGGAUGUCUUCCUGGAUUAGGAUCCUGUCCGGCCCCGGGGAUGGUGCUGGACUGGAGAGGUACCAGUUAAGAGUUUUUCUCUCUCUCUCUCUCUCUCCACCAAAUCCAUGUGCUCCUGUAUGUCAUUGAGCAAAUGUGGGCACAGCUUCCCGUAAUAUCAGGGCAGGAGCUGAUCACAAUUAUGAAACUGAAGCAAUAUCUGCCUAUUCUGGUCUAGUAGUUAACUGUGUAAUCGACAACCAGUUAGGAAUUAUUAGGCUAUUAGUUCUAUAUCUUCCUCAAUGCUACACUUUUUCUUCUGGUAUCAGGAAGGAAUUAAUUUAAAUAUUCACUAUUGUUUUCGGCAGGAAAGAGCAUCAGAAGAUUCAGAACUGAUGCUGUUGCAAAAUUAUUUGCUUUCUAAGCUGUUCCUUUCUUUCUUGGUCGAAACAAGAUGAAGAGGAGCAAAACAGGAUGGAUGGAUUUUCUUUUCUUCAGUCAUAGUCGGCAGUAGGCAUCUUAAAAUGUUCUUCAUUUCAUGUUUACAACAUAAAUUUAGAUUGGAGUGAUUUAUUUGAAUUUUAUUGAUUUUUCUGAAGUGAUUUGACCCUUGCAAUUGUGAGAGACAAGAUAUGGAACCAUUCAAAGUUCGAAGGGUUUUUGAGACUUGAGGAACCCUUCUUUUUAAAGAUCAAAUUUGGGGCUUUUUAGAAUUGAGAAAACCUGCUGUUUAGAGUUCUUUUGGGGUGGCAUACUGGAAAUUGUAAGGCAAUCUCACAAGCAGGCUUUUACUUUGUGGCAGGGGUGGGGGGGAGGAGAUUGGUGGGAGUCCUUUAUUAUUUCUGCUUCCACUGGAAAGGAAGAAGAAUCAAAGAACUCCUAGAACUCUUAGUGGGCUUUCCAACCUUCUUUUUUUUUUUUAAGUCAACAAAUAAAUUUGUUAUCUUUUGUAGAAAAUCUAAAGCCAAUGAGUAUGACUGCAACCUCAAAGACCAUUGUUUGGUUUAGGAGGGAUCUCAGGAUUGAUGACAAUCCUGUGUUAGCUGCAGCUGCAAGGGAUGGGUGUGUCCUUCCUAUUUAUAUAUGGUGCCCUACAGAAGAAGGCAGAUUCUAUCCUGGCCAACGUUCUAGGUGGUGGCUGAAGAAGUCUCUUAUCCACUUGGAUCGGUCCUUGAGGUCUCUUGGGGCUGCACUUGUGUUAAUCGAAACUGAAAAUACUCUUGCUGCUCUGCACUGUGUCCAUGUCACAGGGGCAACAAAAAUAGUAUACAACCAUCUUUACGAUCCUAUUUCACUUCCCCAAGAUCUUAAUAUAAAACAAAAGCUAAUGGAAAUGGGAAUCAGUAUGCAAAGCUUUGAUGGAGAUUUGUUGCACAAACCAUGGGAAGUUCGUGAUGAAGCAGGACUGGCUUAUACAACAUUUGAUGCAUAUUGGGAUAAAUGCUUAGGCAUGCCAAUUGAGAUUAGUAUGCUUCUUCCUCCACAGCAAUUGCUUCCAGCCACAGGAAUAACUAUAAGGUGUUCAAUUGAAGAGUUGGGUCUUGAGGAUGAAUCAGAAAGAUCUAGCAAUAUUUAUCUAGAAAAAUCAUGGUCCCCUGGUUGGAGCAACGCAGAUAAGAUACUGACCCAAUUUGUGGAAAACAACUUGGUCAACUAUUCAAGGAAUAGGAUGGAGGUGGGGGGAAGCUCCACUUCUCUACUAUCACCUCACCUGCAUUUUGGAGAAUUGAGUGUGAGAAAGGUCUUCUAUCAUGUUCGGUUGAAGCAGAUACAAUGGGCAAUGAAUGGGAACUUUGAAGGGGAACUGAGUGCAAAUCAAUUCCUCAGGGCCAUUGGAUUUAGAGAAUACUCUCGUUACCUUUGCUUCAACUUCCCAGUUACUCAUGAGAGACCAGUACUAGAAAGAUUGGAAUAUUUUCCAUGGCAUGCUGACCUAGAUCAUUUUAGGGCUUGGAAACAGGGACAGACUGUACCUUUGGUGGAUGCUGGAAUGAGAGAGCUUUGGGCCACAGGGUGGGUGCAUAACAAGAUUAGAGUGAUUGUUUCAAGUUUUUUAGUGAAGGUCCUACUGCUUCCAUGGACUUGGGGGUUGAAUUACUUCUGGGAGACAUUCUUGGAUGCUGAUCUAGAAAGUGAUAUCCUCGGUUGGCAGUAUAUCUCUGGGUGCUUACCUGAUGGUCAUCAACUCAACCAUCUAGACAGCCCUGAGGUUCAAGGCAAAAAAUACGAUCCAGAGGGUGAUUAUGUAAGACACUGGCUUCCGCAGUUGGCACUAACACCAACCGAAUGGAUUCAUUGUCCUUGGAAUGCUCCCUUACCCGUGCUUAGAGCGGCAGGGGUGGAGUUGGGAGUAAACUACCCAAAGCCUGUCAUUGACAUAGAAAUGGCGAGACUAAACCUAAAUAUGGUAGUAUCUGUGGCGUUAGAAUCAGAAGCAGCUUCAAGAGAUGCAAAUGCAAAGAAGAUGGAGCAAUUUCUCUAACAAUAAUGAGAAUUUAGCAAAUGGAGGGAUUGUCUCGCAAUGAAAGUGUCUCCAACCAAUUUCAAUGCAAUGUUGAGCAAAAAGCUGUGGAAAUGACAAAUGAUGAGUCGUCGAGCUCCACAGAUGGAUCUUCUGUAAUCUCUAAACAGUAUUGCAUUGUGAAUCGAUUUUUUUUGCUUUAGUUAAUUUUCCAGUUUUGAAGAAGAAAAUAAUAUUCCACACUUUAUAAACGUUCCUACCCAAGGAAACAAUUCUCUGAUCCACUCAUCCUCCCUAUCACCAAUAUGAAAACCUCACUUCCUACUGAACCUCCAGAUUUGACAUAACCCAGACAAGAACAGAAUGCAAUCUUGGCUUGCCAUGUCUAGAUUCUUCAAGUGUUUUUUUUUCAUGGUAAAUUGACUUGAGCAGAAUUUUUUUUUUCCUUGGGUUAUAGUUUCAGACUCUCAGGAUUCUUACAGGACUGGAACUUGAGAUGUAAAAAAUUGUUGAAAUUUUCAGAAUUGAAACCUUUUGAACCAGCAGUGCAUGUGCACCAGGGUUGUAAUUGUACAAGCAUGAGCUGCACUGACAUUCAACAUUGCAAGCCCUAUUAUGGCACAUAGCUACAGAGAUAUAUGUAGUCCUAUUUAUUUGAGGACAUGCUCAGUCUUAUCUGUGGAUGAGGCUCCACAAGCUCUCCUAUAAAACUGCACAGAUAUGUGUUAUGAGCAAAAGUAUGUUAUUUGCUUUUUCCUUC